Messenger RNA from Corticium candelabrum, 659 nucleotides. RefSeq lists its product as uncharacterized. The coding region runs from base 298 to 633 and encodes 111 amino acids. The record is from RefSeq and is a predicted model, not a curated record. NCBI's taxonomy places the organism in Eukaryota, Metazoa, Porifera, Homoscleromorpha, Homosclerophorida, Plakinidae. The transcript is spliced from 2 exons.
AUAGAAAAAUGUCGACCAGUGAGCUUUUGAAAGAGCUUGCAGGUUUGCGAGAACGCAUUGACCACUUGGAACGAGAAAAAAGAACUGACGACAUUUCUGCGACUGGCAAUUCCUCAAAACCGAGGCCACGGGAAGUUAUUCCGACGGUAAAAGCGCUAAGUAAUGCGUUGUAGCGAGGUAGAUGUCGGUAUGAAAUUGUAAAUUUCCGGAAAUGGACCGGAAGGCGACUUCUUCAGUAGAGAAUGGUUAUUAAUUUAAUUUUUCUAAUAGGCGGCACUGAAACGGCUCUUUGGCGACAUGUCAUUUGAAAUGAAACCUGCAGAAAGACCAUGGCAAGAUGUUGCUGCAGAACUACAAAAGACUCUUGUGCAAAUGCUCAGAGCGGGAGGCAAUUGUCGAAAUAUUGAUGACACCACACUAUUAAGACGUGUGCGUCAGUUUUAUGUCGCACGAAGACAGACUGAAACUGCAGCAAAAACACAGAGAAGAGACGUCGAAGACGGCAACAACUUAAAAUCAGCGCAGCGACUUACACCUACAGGCGUCAGAAAGUGGCCGAGGCUAUUAGAAAAAUCGAGCUUUCAGCAGAGACCAGAGACGUGUCAUUGUUCAGAUCUGCCAUUCCCAGAUUGACAGAUAAACAAGUUUCGCCUGCACCA